AUGGACCUCAAGGGCAGUCGGAGCGUGCGGCUCAGUGACGGGCACCUGAUGCCCGUGCUGGGACUUGGCACCUACGCUUCUGCCGAUGUUCCAAAGAGCAAAGCCCUUGAGGCCACCCAAGUGGCCAUUGACGUAGGCUUCCGGCACAUCGAUGCUGCCUACAUGUACCAGAAUGAGGUGGAGGUGGGGGAGGCGAUGCGCGCAAAGAUGGCUGACGGCACCGUGAGGCGAGAGGACUUGUUCUACACCACCAAGGUUUGGCCGACUUUCCUUCAGCCACAUUUGGUCCGCCAGUGCCUGGAAAGGUCCCUGAAGAAACUGGGGCUGGACUACGUGGACCUCUUCAUCAUUCACAUGCCGGUAGCUAUGAAGCCCGGGGAGGAGGUCCUCCCCAAGGACGCCCGUGGGAACGUUCUCUUAGAGCCGGUGGACCUGUGUCAGACUUGGGAGGCCCUGGAGAGCUGCAAAGACGCUGGGCUGACCAGGUCCAUCGGCGUGUCCAACUUCAACCGCAAACAGUUGGAGAUGAUCCUCAGCAAGCCGGGGCUCAAGUACAAGCCCGUGUGCAACCAGGUGGAGUGUCACCCUUACCUGAACCAGCAGAAGCUGCUGGACUUCUGCAAGGCCAAGGACAUCAUCCUCGUGGCCUACAGCGCCCUGGGGUCCCACAGGGACCCAAAGUGGAUCAAAGGUGAUUGUCCACAGUUCUUGGAGGAGCCGGUCCUGAUGGCCAUCGCCAAGAAACACGGCCGCAGCCCCGCCCAGGUGGCCCUGCGCUACCAGCUGCAGCGGGGGGCGGUGGUGCUGGCCAAGAGCUUCAGUGAGAAGAGGAUCAAGGAGAACUUCCAGGUGUUUGACUUUAAAUUGACCCCGGAGGACAUGAAAGCCAUCGAUGGCCUCAACAGGAAUUUCCGCUAUUUCAAAAUAGACUUUGCGAUGGGCCACCCCAACUACCCGUUUGCUGACGAGUACUGA
This is a messenger RNA of Sorex araneus (European shrew), 975 nucleotides long. RefSeq names its product aldo-keto reductase family 1 member C15-like. Gene Ontology annotation, biological process: steroid metabolic process. Lineage: Eukaryota; Metazoa; Chordata; Mammalia; Eulipotyphla; Soricidae. The record is from RefSeq and is a predicted model, not a curated record. Gene Ontology annotation, molecular function: aldose reductase (NADPH) activity; ketosteroid monooxygenase activity; steroid dehydrogenase activity. Gene Ontology annotation, cellular component: cytosol. Bases 1 to 975 code for a protein of 324 amino acids. The transcript is spliced from 9 exons.